AUGGAGACUAAUGGGCAACACAUCAAGAGAGAGAUAUCCUCGGCAGAUUCCUCACGGACCUCGUCCCGCUCCCCGUCAUAUUCCAGCAAGCUGAAGGAACUACGAGAACCUACCGUGAAGGAAGUUAAAAUCUUAGAGGCAUGCAAAUGGAAAGAUUUAGAUACAAUAAGGGAUUUGGCAACGUCGAAGGAUGGGUUGAUUUCAGAUGAUGUCCGUCGUCAAGCAUGGCCUAUCCUUCUCGGUUGUGAGAGUGACCAUGGCGACACAAAGGGCAAUGUAACGAGCUGGAAGGAACUGCCAAAGCAUGGGGAUGAGGACCAGGUUGCUCUGGAUGUUAAUAGGUCCUUCAUAUACUACCCAAAUGACCAGACCUCGAAAGAGAUUGGUCAUAGGAAAGAAGAACUAUCUGACCUCAUAAUCGAGGUUCUCCGUCGUAACCCUUAUCUCUGCUACUUUCAAGGUUACCACGACAUCUGCCAAGUACUCCUCCUCGUUCUUUCACCUACCACCCGCACCCUGUCAGUUGCUCGUCUCUCUGCGCUUCGAAUCCGCGAUUUCAUGCUUCCAACUCUAUCUCCCGCUCUCGCACAACUCCGCUUGAUUCCCUCCAUCAUCAACACUGUGUCUCCCGCUCUUUGCACCCACCUCUCUCAAACUCAACCAUUCUUUGCCCUUUCUGGCACACUCACAAUGUACGCACACGAUAUACAAGAAUAUGGAGAUAUAGCCCGACUUUUCGAUGUUCUGCUGGCCCGAGAAGCUGUAUUUUCGGUCUAUAUGUUUGCACAAAUCGUCAUUUCACGCUCUGAAGAGCUCUUCGAAACACCUACCGAUGAACCGGAAAUGCUACAUUCUAUACUUUCUAAACUGCCUAAACCUCUAGAGCUCGAAUCUUUGAUAUCAAAUACCGUCAAUUUAUUCCAGGAUCAUCCACCCGAAAGUCUAGCCUCCUGGAGAUCUAUAUCCUCAUCCAGCGUCCUUAAGACCGCUCGCUGGCCCGAUCAAAUCACAGAACAGAGCCUUUCAGACGGCCGGAGAUAUUUCGCACAACAAGUAAGAGAACUACAAUGGGCUGCAAAGCGCGAUGAAAUAUUUGAGAUGAUGUGGAAAUGUAGACGACCUGCGAAAGCUAUCGGAGUUGCAAUUUUGGUGGGGAUUUUCUCAUAUUAUUGCUUGCCUCCGUCAAGUGUUGUAGGAAGACGCUGGACGUCCAUAUUUCGAGUGCUCUGGGGGUAUAUGGGCGAAGGAUUGAAUGGUCAUGGAAAUACUGGUUAG
Messenger RNA from Sclerotinia borealis F-4128, 1275 nucleotides. The record is from the annotation of a GenBank genome assembly. Lineage: Eukaryota; Fungi; Ascomycota; Leotiomycetes; Helotiales; Sclerotiniaceae.